Messenger RNA from Colletotrichum phormii, 840 nucleotides. RefSeq lists its product as uncharacterized. The record is from RefSeq and is a predicted model, not a curated record. The annotation marks the transcript as partial. The transcript has 2 exons. Lineage: Eukaryota; Fungi; Ascomycota; Sordariomycetes; Glomerellales; Glomerellaceae.
GGCCUGCAUCUAAGCAUGGGGCGAUCCUUGUUACUACCAGGGAUGUUCUAGUUGCUACUCUACCUAUCGACGAAGGGUUAGAGGUUGAGGAGUUCGGGACAGAUGACGGAGCGGAGUUUUGCUCCAGAUGGCCUCUAGCAGAAAAAGAAUCCCCGGUGAGAACGAGGCUGCUCAACAAGUUUCGACUCUACUCGGCGGUUUACCGCUGGCUUUGAACCAAAUGGCGGCUCUUAUCAAUUCUAGAAGUUGCUCUAUUGAGGAUUUUCAGGCCAUGUACAUCAAGCAUGAGCAGCGUCUGCACAAGCAGAAGAAGAGCGGAUGGAAAUGAUUGGGAUACAAGCAUUCCCUCGACACGGUAUUCGAGAUGUCCUUUGAAAAUCUCGGGAAAGAUGCACGAGCCUGCCUCGGGGUGUUGAGCCUUCUCUCCGCAGACUCGGUGCCGUCAGAGAUGUUCAUGGUGGCAGAUCCCUCAGAUUUGCCUGAAUCACUUGCUUUCUGUACAGAUGAGUUUAGCCUUGGGGAAGCUCUAGAGGAGCUGACUCACCACGCUUUGGUGAGAAAGAACAUUGAGAAGGACACAUUCCGCAUCCACUGUUUGGUGCAAUCAGAGUACCGAGCAAGAAUGGAUGAUCGCCAAGAGCAGUUUGACGCUGCGACCAAGCUACUGUUGCGAAAGUUCCCUGGUGAAUGCGAGAACAAAUAUGACGAUGACGAAUGGAUCCUGUAUGAGAAAUACAUCCCACAGGUCCUCGCUCUUUCCAAGAACUACGCCGAUUCGCAGACUAAACCGAAUCCCUUGAAGGCCAGCAUGGACUUCGUCAACCUUGUGAAUGCAGCAAA